Wallemia mellicola CBS 633.66 is the source of this 524-nucleotide messenger RNA. RefSeq names its product ribosomal protein L14b/L23e. Gene Ontology annotation, cellular component: cytosolic large ribosomal subunit; ribosome. The record is from RefSeq and is a predicted model, not a curated record. Gene Ontology annotation, biological process: translation. Bases 26 to 439 code for a protein of 137 amino acids. NCBI's taxonomy places the organism in Eukaryota, Fungi, Basidiomycota, Wallemiomycetes, Wallemiales, Wallemiaceae. Gene Ontology annotation, molecular function: structural constituent of ribosome; large ribosomal subunit rRNA binding. The transcript has 4 exons.
AGCUCAAGGCCAAUUCUGAACAGAGAUGAGUAAGGUGCAGAACCAAGGUAACAAGUUCCGUAUGACCCUCGGUCUUCCAACUGGCGCUGUUCUUAACUGCGCUGACAACUCAGGUGCUAAGAACUUAUACGUCGUCUCUGUCAUCGGCACCGGUGCUCGUCUCAACCGUCUCCCAGCUGCCAGUGCUGGUGACAUGGUCAUGGCCACCGUCAAGAAGGGUAAGCCAGAACUCCGUAAGAAGGUCAUGCCAGCCGUCGUCGUUCGCCAACGUAAGCCAUGGAGAAGACGUGAUGGUGUCUUCCUCUACUUCGAAGACAACGCUGGUGUCAUCACCAACCCUAAGGGUGAAAUGAAGGGUUCAGCUAUCACCGGUCCUGUUGCAAAGGAAUGCGCUGACUUAUGGCCACGUAUCGCCUCAAACGCAGGUACUGUCGUCUAAUCUGUCUUCUUUGUCUCACUCAAAUGCACCAAAUAUAAAGAAUUAUCACGUGAGGUUCUACAAUCAAAACUUAAACUUCUCCUUA